Molecule: messenger RNA, 723 nt
Organism: Pyricularia grisea
Lineage: Eukaryota; Fungi; Ascomycota; Sordariomycetes; Magnaporthales; Pyriculariaceae
Exons: 1
Coding region: 1-723 (240 amino acids)
Source: RefSeq, a predicted model, not a curated record
AUGACGGCCAAAAAACCCAUCCACCCCAAACUCGCCAAAAGACGCAACAGACAACUCCGCAUCAAGCUCUACUCGGCGGGGCUCUUCGCCUUCAGCACGCUGACGCGGGGUCCGACGCUGCUGCGGCUUCUGAUCCGAUCGCGGCUGGAGCCGGCCGACGCGCGCGAGGCGCACGCGCCCGACUUUUACAGCCUGGGGAUCAUGCUGCUGCUGAUGGACUUUAUCGGGCACGCGGGCCACGUCGGGACCACGUUCCGGCACCCCCCGAGCGGGAACGACGACGACGUCUGGAACCAGGAGGACAUGAGCAGCAGCAGCAACAUCCUGCUGACCACCAACGCGGUCGCGUGGCUGAGCCUGUCGACCCUGCUCGCCGUCAUGGCGCCCUUCGCCACCCGCGACGCCCUCUUUUGGCUCUCCAUCGCCUUUCAGAUCGCUGCAGGGUUCGUCAUGCCCGCCAGCGUCGCGCUGUGGCGGCGCCGAGAUGGGUUGGUGCGGCUGGCGGGGAGGUGGGUGCAUGGAGUGAUGCGGAGGUUGCGGAAGUUGCGGCCGGUGGACGGGGUUGCGGCUGGGGAUGCUGCUGCUGUCGAGGCUGCUCCUGGCGUAGUUGUGCUUGGAAAUGUUGCUUCUGGGGGUGAUGCUUCUCGAGAGGCUGCUGCUAGGGAAAUUGCUGCUCCAGAGCCUGCUCAUAUUCCAUCAGCAGCUUCGAGGGAGGCAACAUAA